CGUGAUACCAAUAUUAAACUUGCUGCGCGAGACUUUUACCCAUCCAUACACACAUACUUGUGACGCUAAGUGUGUAUAGCUGCACCAUCAGCCUGCGCAUUGUGGCUCUAUUUUACUUAAGUUGCGUCGACGUUUGUAUCUAGUAAUAGACCAACGACUUCAAAUUGCAUCAUGUCGUCCUCACUCCUUCGAUUGAGAGCUGUUCCACUAUCGGCCUAUCGCGCGCCGCUGCAUGCAGUAAGAAAGCAUAGACCGCAUCCAUACAACACAAAUACGCAGUACAUAUCACACCAACACGUGCGAAGCCUCUCAAUAUGGGAAAGGGCCACUACUUGGGUGAACGGUCCUGAUACCAAGGCGCCGAUACCGAAAAGAACAGAUAUAAAUGGCAAUACACUGGAGAAGCAAGGCGAGGCUACUUUAGGCGCGAGCGAACUGCAGAACGGAUUGAAUACACAUGCUAGCCAGGGCCAACAUGACCAUCCCAAGCCCACCGUAUCUGAAGAUCCCGCGGAGAAAAUCAUCAGGUACGGUUUUGUAGUGUAUGGGGUAAAAUAUAUACGAGUAUAA
Sphaeroforma arctica JP610 is the source of this 570-nucleotide messenger RNA. RefSeq lists its product as hypothetical. NCBI's taxonomy places the organism in Eukaryota, Ichthyosporea, Ichthyophonida. The transcript has 2 exons. Bases 172 to 570 code for a protein of 132 amino acids. The record is from RefSeq and is a predicted model, not a curated record.